UCACGAAUGGCAACAAAAAUUCCCGUUACGAAAUAUUUUCGACCAUUCAUACCGCCGCUGCCAGCAGGUACAAAGAUCCAUAAUGACUUAUUUUGGGAUGUAUAUAUUUAUCGACCGUACUGUCGUUUGCUGGAGCGCGUUGGAGUGUAUUUAUACAAUCGGGUAAUUAAUCGUCUCGAAAUUGGUGUGCAAGACAAAUGUUAUAAUCCUAGAGUUCAUGGCCCGUAUUGUCCUUGGAGAUAUUAUGGAACCAAAAGAGACACGAAAUUAAUGGACGUGAAAUUGUGUGACUUGACCUCUUGGUUUUCUCGUCGUGAUAAAUCAAUUGGUGGUAUUGCCAAUUCUGUCGUUAAAACGUUUUAUAGAUUCGAUCAUUACUAUUUCGAUCAUUAUUUGAUUAAUGUGCCACGAUUUUUCAUGCGUUUCGUCCUUCUUUUAUAUCUUGCUGGAGUAGUACUGUUCUACGACGAAAUUCCAGUAUCUGUCGCUAGAUACCAUUGGUGA
Thelazia callipaeda (thelaziosis nematode) is the source of this 504-nucleotide messenger RNA. The record is from the annotation of a GenBank genome assembly. Lineage: Eukaryota; Metazoa; Nematoda; Chromadorea; Rhabditida; Thelaziidae.